Molecule: messenger RNA, 1370 nt
Organism: Wasmannia auropunctata (little fire ant)
Lineage: Eukaryota; Metazoa; Arthropoda; Insecta; Hymenoptera; Formicidae
Gene: kune
Exons: 2
Coding region: 145-783 (212 amino acids)
Biological process (GO): septate junction assembly; regulation of tube size, open tracheal system
Cellular component (GO): membrane; septate junction
Source: RefSeq, a predicted model, not a curated record
GGCUGAGCUGAGCUUCCUCCGAGAGGAAGCCGCAUACUUCUGUGUUCCAGGCGAGCUCGCGAGACAUCGCGAAAGCGAGGAGUUCACCCGUUCCUUCUCCGCCGUUCUUCGUUACGUAUCACAUCCGAGUGACGAGCGCGAGUGAUGGGGAAGACGAGGACGGGCAAGGCCGCCAUCGCGUGCACGGCGGUGGCGUUCGUUCUGGUGGUGAUCGCGUUCACCACACCCAACUGGCUGGAGACCGACGGGAAGCUGGACAAUCCGCAAUUCGUCAAGAUCGGUCUCUGGCAGGUAUGUUUCCAAGGAUUUCAGGAUCCACGUCAUCUCUAUGACACGAGAUUCUAUGGCUGCUGGUGGGUGUUCGAGGAGGAGUAUUACAUCAUACACGACAUACUUCUGCCCGAUUUCUUCGUCGCCACGCAGUUCUUCUUCACGCUGUGCAUGACCCUGUUGCUGAUCGGAAGUUUCCUGACCAUUUUGUACACCUGCUGCUCGCGCCUGCACGACAAGUAUCAGCUGCUCCUGUGGGCGACCGGCGGCAACUUGACUCUGGCGGGGGUGUGCGGCGUUAUAGCCGUGAUUAUAUUCGGCGCCAGAGGCGACGGCAGGGAUUGGAUGCCCAAUUGGGAGCACAACGACAUCAGUUGGUCCUUCGCCUUGGCGGUCGUGGGCAGCGUGGUCCUGAUCGCCGCUGGUAUCCUCUUCCUGAUCGAGGGACGUAGGCACAGGAAGAAGCAGGAGCGAAUAUUGAACGAGGAGCAAAAAACGCACACGACCAUUUAGCAUAUCUUUACGUCGUAAUUUCUAACGCCGAGCGGACAAACAUUCGCGAGCAUCAAAUAAUCGCGAAGAAAAAAAGCGCAAAUCUUAUCCAUUGAACACGCAUCACGCGGAUAAAUCUUUGAAGACUAAUAAUUUUAUAUUGUUACACAUUUACUCAUCGUAACAUUCUAUAGGAUCUGUCGAUAUAUUAUCUAAAGAGUAUAUAUACGAUUUUAAAUAUAUAGACUAGGAUACGCGAAGCCAUGGAUUAUCCUUGCGUCGAAAAAAUGUUUAAAUUAUAUAAAAUAUUUUCUAUAAAAAAAAAGGGGAAGAAAUGCACAAUUUUGGAGUAGCUAGACAAAUGAAGUAGCUAGAUUUUAUGCAUCGUAAGUGCUAUUAAAUGUGUUCUAUGUGGCGCACAUAUCUGAAAACAAUCCGUCCAUUUAUCCAUAUAUUGUUUUCUUUUUAUUAAAAAAAAAAGAAACGUAAGGUCUAAUUUUAUACAUGUACAUAAGUUCUAUAUAGAUAUAUUAAUGUUGCGAGAGAUGUGAAUCUCCCACUUGUAUACCGUAAUACACGGAUAUAAUAAAAAUAAUUUUUCCUAAUUA